UCUCCGAGCUUGGCACGGCGAAGUCAUGGCGGCGAGCGAGAACUCGACGGAGGCAGAGUCACAGCAGUACCUUCAUGUACUAUCUGCUUUCCUCGCAAUGGAACCGGUGGACUCCGUCAUUGCUCUCGCGAGAGGGUGUUCCGGAGGAUCACUUACGGAGAGUGUCCAGAGGUUUCUGUGGGAGGUUUGCGUCAAAGCUGCUGCCAAUGGUAACGCAUCAUACGCGAAAAAGUUACUGAAGAAACUCAUAACUGAAGUUGAGUUGGAGAAAGGUGAAGUGUUAGAUGAAGUGUAUGAAGAGUAUGCUCUUUACAUGUCAGCGGCUUCUAAGGAGGAUGCAUUGGUGAAAGAAAACAUAAGGAUUACCAAGUUCAUCUCUUUUCUUUUCCCAGAAGUAGGUUUAUACGAACAUCCAAGUUGUCCAAGUUCAAGGAAGUUAGUUGUUCCGCUGCAGUGUUCAUUGAACAUGCUUGAAGGAGAUACCGGGUGUUCAAUCUGGCCUUCAAGUUUGUUUUUGUCAGAGUUUGUUCUGUCAUAUCCAGAGUUAUUCACUGAUAAAUCGUGUUUUGAGGUUGGUUCUGGAGUUGGUUUGGUUGGAAUUUGUCUUGCACAUGUAAAGGCAAAGAAGGUGAUAUUAACAGACGGAGAUCUCUUAACUCUAUCUAACAUGAAGCUUAACUUGGAGAGGAAUGACUUAAACUAUGAGGACGAGCUGCUCAAACAACACGGAGAAGCUGAGAGCUCACAGCGAGUUAAAUGCAUCCAUCUCCCAUGGGAAACUGCAUCGGAUAGUGAAGUGAGCGAGUAUCGUCCAGAUAUUGUUCUAGGCGCAGAUGUAAUCUAUGAUCCGUCAUGUUUCCCUCAUCUACUUCGGGUUCUAGUAGCCCUUUUAAGGAGAUCAACCAAAAGAGACAAUGGCUCUCUCGAGACUGAAGGAAGCAGCAGCCCUGCAGUGGCUUAUAUCGCAUCUGUGAUCCGCAAUGCAGACACUUUCAAUGCGUUCUUGACACUUGUGGAUCAGAUGAACCUUUCCAUCACAGACUUGACCGAAGAACUUAAGCCUCCGUUUGAGCUUUUACCGUAUAUGCAUUCGUAUGACCGCUCAAGCGUCCGGCUCUUCUCCAUAUCCUCCAGAUAAUGUGCUUUAAGCAUUUUUGUUACUUUACAACUGAAACUACAGAUUCUUUAAAACUUGUUCCUGUAUGGUAGUUGGUUGAUCAGGUCAAAGGUUUGGUUGUUAAAAUUGCCGUGAGCGUUUCAUCUGGUUGUGGCAAUACAACCGCUAAACACUAUCACUGCUUGUUACUACAAAACGUUAAGAGUUUGGAUUUGAAGAAAA
This is a messenger RNA of Raphanus sativus (radish), 1339 nucleotides long. RefSeq lists its product as uncharacterized. NCBI's taxonomy places the organism in Eukaryota, Viridiplantae, Streptophyta, Magnoliopsida, Brassicales, Brassicaceae. Bases 26 to 1138 code for a protein of 370 amino acids. The transcript is spliced from 10 exons. The record is from RefSeq and is a predicted model, not a curated record.